This is a messenger RNA of Lactuca virosa, 1314 nucleotides long. The record is from the annotation of a GenBank genome assembly. NCBI's taxonomy places the organism in Eukaryota, Viridiplantae, Streptophyta, Magnoliopsida, Asterales, Asteraceae.
AUGCCUCCACCACCGCCACCCACUACCACUAUCAAGAGAAGCACCAGCGACGGCGGUACCAUCAUACUAAACAAGUACCAACUCACCCACCUCUUGGGUCGUGGCAGUUUCGCAAAAGUCUACCAUGGCCGCUCUCUCAACGACAGUUCCUCCGUCGCCGUUAAGGUCAUCGAGAAACCAGCCACCGUAGAUCCGUCGAUGGAGCCAAGGCUUGUCCGUGAAGUCGCCGCCAUGCGGCGGCUGAAUCAUCCGAACAUUCUUAAACUCCACGAAGUCUUAGCGACAAAAACCAAGAUUUACUUAGUGAUGGAACUCGCCACCGGCGGAGAACUUUUCACCCAGCUCACCCUCCGCGGACGGAUGAAAGAGGGCACCGCCCGUCUGUACUUUCAACAACUCGUCUCCACCCUCCACUUCUGUCAUCAAAACGGCGUCGCACACCGUGACCUCAAACCGCAGAAUCUCUUACUUGACAAAAACGGAAACUUAAAAAUAUCCGAUUUUGGACUCUCGGCGUUGCCGGAAUCUAAAAAAGACGGCCUCCUACACACUGCAUGUGGAACUCCGGCAUUCACUGCGCCGGAGAUUGUCCGGGGGAAAGGCUACGACGGCGCUAAGGCGGAUGCUUGGUCGUGUGGGGUGAUUUUAUUUAACUUCCUCGCUGGGUAUUUACCGUUUGAUGACAGUAACUUACCGGAGAUGUACCGGAAAAUCCACCAACGUGAUAUUCACUUCCCCGACUGGAUUCCGAAGCAUCCCCGGAUCAUAAUUCAAAAACUUCUCGAUCCAAAACCAAAAACCCGAAUGAGCAUCGAGAAAUUAAUGAGUCUUCCAUGGUUCAAGAAAUCUUUAAAACCUGAUCCAACCCUGGAAUUGUACGAAGAAAACGAAUCUAUUGAUUUGAAUUCGAUGAAGUACAAGACGUCCAUUAAUGCGUUUGACAUAAUCUCGAUGUCAUCAGGGUUAAAUUUAUCGGGUAUUUUUGAAGAAAAAACGACCAAAAAAGAGCAGCGGUUUACCUCCACGGCCAAGGCGGAGGAGAUAGAGAAGACGGUGGCGGAAGUUGGGGAGAGAUUAGGAUAUCGAUUGAAGAAGAGUAAAGAUAAAGAGAACUGCAGUAAGAGAGGUGAUGUUGUUCGGUUGGUGAAAGGGAGUGCGAUUGUUGUGGCGAAGGUGAUGGAGGUGGUGCCGGAGUUGUUGUUGGUGGAGUUAUCGGUGGUUGAUGGCGGCGAUGGGUUUAGUGAGGUUGAAUGUGAAGCGUUGAAAGUCGGGUUUCAAGAUAUCAUUCUUUCAUGGCAUAGUGAUGUACAGUGA